GAAUGAACUAAAAUCAGUCACGUGACAAGCGGCGAAGCACAGCUGAGCAACUCGCGAAACAAAGUGAGGUUAAGUUUUGCAUGGAUUAUUUUGUGUUAUUUUAUCAUAUUGAGCGGAUCACCAUGCUUUCGCAUCGUAUAAACAACUUUCUGCGGCACUCAUAUGCUCGUGUAAUUUCCAAUUGUCGUAAUUUUGCAUCAGCGAACGUUGAAACAGAUCCGACAGAAAGAGAUCCGGCACCAAUUUUCUUCGACAAAUACGUUCAAUCGUAUCUCAAAAGAUUGACGACUUUGGAUUACACCAAAGUCUUCCGGACUCGCAAAGAUGGACACAGGCUCAAACCACCAGAGUAUAAAUUCUUAACAGACGAGCAGCUUUACGAGGCUAAGCAAGUAGCGAAGUAUAAAGCAAAGAAGUAUCUGCAAAUGCCACCAGUGAUAAAACAAAGAUUAGAUCCGUCUGCACCAUUAUGUGAAGAUCCUGCAUUAAGAGACCACGAUACUGCUAAAUAUGUGUUCACCGAUAUCACAUAUGGUCUCAAGGAUAGAGACAGAUUUGUAGUGAUCAGAGAACCUGAAGGCACAUUGAGGUACGCCACUGGACAGGAGCGAGAUAGGAUUAUACAAAUUUAUUUCCCAAAACCAUCGAGGGAGAUAGAGAUACCAAAAAUGUUUGGAGGCGAAUACUUACAAAGCUUAUUAGAUCGCAAUGAAUAUAUAUUCAUUUUGGAUCGAGCGUGCGUGCAGUUUGAACCUGACGACCCAAGUUAUCAGGCGAUAACACGAGAAGUCUACGAGUAUAUAAACAAAGAGAAACAUUUCGAUUAUUUGAGAUCUACGCGUCAUUUUGGGCCAAUGGUAUUUCAUUUGGCGUGGACGAAAAAUAUUGACAAUUUAUUGUGCGAGAUGAUCGAAAAUGGUCGGAUUAAGGACGCUGUGAUACUGAUACGUCUCUAUCAUACGAUUCAUCCGACAUUGAAAUCAGCGGUCGAUCAGUGCAAAGAAAAGAAUUACGUAGAAUUUAUCAUGCAUUAUGCGCGUCUAGACUCGUCGAGAAAAAGUACGAUCGAGAAGCUCUUGCAAGCAUAUAAAGAAUUGCAAUACGAACGUCAAAUCGUGGAGGAAGGUAUUAAACAGGCGCACGUGGUUUCAGAAACUGAUAAAGUGUAAAUAUAAACCAAUAAAUUUAGUAUUUCUAUAUAUAAUUAUCUUAUUGAUUUACGUCGUUCCAUCUAUGGUAUGAUAAUGAUCAAUGAUACAAAAGCGAUUAUUCGAAAUAUCCUGGUAUAAUUUUAUAAUGAAUUAUUCAAAAUAAUACUUGUUCGAAAAAUGUUUAUGAGAAGAUGAGGAACAUUUGUAAAUUAAAUUGAUAAUGAGUAAAUUACAGAAAGGCUUUUAAUAAGAGAAAAACCAAUCUAAUACCAUAAUUUAUCUAUCUAGUUUUAAUCUUCAUUAAGAAAAGAUUUACAUGACGAAUUUCUCCGAAAGAGAAGGAAGUUCUCCUUAUUAGAGAGUCUCUUAUUCCUGUAGAAUAAGAAUGGGACUGCAUUACAGGGUAUAUCAUGAUUUGCCUUUUAUUCGUUGUUCGUAAGGUUGAAUAAAUCGAUGGAUAACAGAGACAAACGGUGGUCGUCAGGAUAAUUCGAUGAUUAUUACUCGAUUAUUUUAUUAUACGUACGGUAGUACUUACAAACAUUUACAAAUGUAACAAGUCAAUUCGAUUUGGCGUACAGGAUCAUCAGAAAACAUUACACUAAUGAUUCUCGCUAAUCGCGUUACGGGAGAGAGAACGGAGAUGAAAAAAAAACAUAUAAUCGAUUACGAACGAUCCGCGUUUGAUUUACGCGAAUCGACAGCGCGCACCUUCAGUCCGAAACGCUUCGUUUACGAUUAAAAGGAAGGAGAAGGGACGAGGGACAGGGAUCUGGAAAUUGAUUAUACUUAGCGAGCGCGAUUAAACGUAUUUUUCGAUAACAAAUAUAAUUCUAGCUCUAAUUACGAUACGCCGCGAACGAAAAUGCACCGUUCAAAGUAUAGCUUUCAGUAAAUGCAAUAUAUAAUUGUGUGGCGUAAGUACCUACAAUAAGCGCGAUGUAACAAUUAUACAAAUCCGAUGUGGAGAUAAAAUUAAAAAAACGAGAGAAAAAAGUAUUUUUUUUCUUCUCGUGGGAUCUCGUGUCGAUACAUGAUGAGCACUCGCAAGUAAAUGCUCGUUAUCGAUCAUUAUCGUUCGCCUUAUCCUUAAUAUGUGUAUGCGUGUGUGUUGUGUGGGUGUGUGUGUGUGUGUGCUCUUAUUGUAAGUAAUUAUGAUUUCCCUAUAGAGACAUGUGUGCUUGUAUGACAGUGGAAAAUAAAUAAGAUCUUUAUA
Messenger RNA from Nylanderia fulva, 2367 nucleotides. It is a transcript of the gene mRpS22, whose product is annotated as mitochondrial ribosomal protein S22. Lineage: Eukaryota; Metazoa; Arthropoda; Insecta; Hymenoptera; Formicidae. Gene Ontology annotation, cellular component: mitochondrial small ribosomal subunit. The record is from RefSeq and is a predicted model, not a curated record. Gene Ontology annotation, molecular function: structural constituent of ribosome.